This is a messenger RNA of Dinoponera quadriceps, 840 nucleotides long. RefSeq names its product trypsin-1-like. The record is from RefSeq and is a predicted model, not a curated record. Gene Ontology annotation, biological process: proteolysis. Lineage: Eukaryota; Metazoa; Arthropoda; Insecta; Hymenoptera; Formicidae. The transcript is spliced from 4 exons. Gene Ontology annotation, molecular function: serine-type endopeptidase activity. Bases 1 to 840 code for a protein of 279 amino acids.
AUGUCUCCCAAAGUGAUCGUAGUCUUCGCUUUCCUGGCAGUGGCACUCGCCGGCAAACCGUACCUUGGUUUCCGUCUACCAUACGACUGGACACAAGUGGUCGGAGGCGAAGAUGCUCCGAGAUCAGCUUAUCCUUUUAUAGUGUCCCUACAAUGGGGCAUAGCCAAUGUCUUUUCGCACCACUUCUGUGCCGGAUCUAUUUUGAAUGAGAAUUGGAUAGUAACCGCAGCACACUGCAUUAAUGCAGUUCCUAGUGUGGGCUUGUUCCAAAUCUCAGCUGGAAGGCACAAACUUCGUCAAAGAGAAAGCUCUAAACAAAAUGUCCAUGUCGCAAAAACUUGGGUACAUGAAAACUACGGAGGUUCUGUUGGACCUUACGAUAUCGGCCUGCUCAAGCUGAGCGGACCAUUGAAAAUGACGAAGGAAGUGCAGGCGAUCAAACUACCGGAAGAGGGAAGCGUACCGGAAAAGGGAGACGCGAUUCUUUGCGGAUGGGGCUCCACUUCACGGACUGAAACUCCGUCAAAACCUGACUCGCUUCAGCACGCUAAUGUGACGUACAUCGAUCUCAUAACGUGCGACGCAACUGUCGAGCGGCUGACUGGAACGUCUCACAUUCAUCAUACCAAUGUUUGCACUGGUUCAGUGACCAAUGAUAUCGCCGCUUGCAUCGGUGAUUCUGGUGGCCCCCUGUUCGAGAAGAAAAACUCAAACUUUGUACUCACUGGCAUUGUGUCCUGGGGCUUUGUUCCAUGCGGCAUCGAACCUGAUGCUCCGUCCGUAUUCACUAACCCAUCUAUGCAUAUCCACUGGAUCGAGAAUAUAAUCAAUAAUAAUUAA